GUAAAGAGUAACCAAGGCAGCACAAAGAAAGCUGAGGAACAGAUUUGUCAUAGCAACAGAAUAUCUGUUGAAGGUGCAGAAAUCAGCCUCCAAAAACAUCCCAGUUUUCUCAGAUAAUUUUUAGGCUCUGAAUUAAGACCUGAGAUGUACUCCUCACAAAGAGUCGCCAGGCAAGAUCAUUUACCUGCUGAAGGAGCUGAGACACUCCACAAGAUUCAUUGUCAGAUGCAACGAACUGUGACUCUUGUGAGAAUCUGAAUGACCCUGUUUCCUGGUACAAAGCACAAUUUCAGUUAGAAACAAGGAUCAUGCCAGUUUGGAAACUCAAGCCACAAAAGAAUGUGUUGCUCUUGAUGUCCUAUUCAAAAGGGAAAAGCACUUAAGGAAUGUGUUUUCAAGUAGAGAUUUUUCAUGGUUUAGUUUAAGCUUUUAGCAGUGUGAUGACACAAUGUGGAAAAAUGAGGUCUUCACUGCAAAAGGAAGAUUUGGCAUUACUCUGAAGAGCAGGACCACAAUGGGAGAUAAACAGAGCUUGAGAUAAGUAAACCAGGCAAAACAACACUCUUCCUUCUCAUAAACAUAGUUUUGCUCCAUCACUGCUUUGGAACCGGAACUAAAAGCACAAGCACCGGAUGGGCAGAGCAUGUGGCUGUUACGGAACUAGCAGAUGCAAGCAGACAUGCUGAACAUGUAAACAGUGCUGGAGAAGAGUCGUUGAACCUCAGGAUAAAAGAGCUGGAAAAGUUAGAACAAAAACUGAAAGGUGCUCUGGAGAACUACAUGGAGUCAGAUACUGUCCUAAGAAAGAGGAUGAAAGAGCUGGAGCUGUCAUACAAAGCACUUCUUGUGAUGACUGAUCAACUCCACAUGAAGCUGCACCGGAUUGAAAAUGCAAAUGCGCGUGUUAAAGGGAAACUGCGAGACAUUCAGGAGGACCUGAUCGACUUGAUUGAUAACCAAGAAAAGUCAGAGAAGAAGCAAAAGGAAAAAUUACGUUGGCUUCAGGAGCAGCUGAAGACAAAAGAAGAUGAAAUAAAAAGCCAGUCAGAGUAUUUUGAGCACUACAAACAAAGGCAGAGACAGCAGACAGCAGUGCUGAGAGAAAGGGAGCGUUACCUUCGGGGUGAGGUAUCUAGGCUGGAAAAGCAAGUCCUAGACCUUAGUGCCCAUACUGCUCUUUUAACAUCUGAGUUAGAAGAGGGAAUGGUGCAGUAUCUCCAACAGAAGCUGGAAUCAGCAUUUGGUGGGACUCGGGACUAUGAGCAUUCUGACAUGGAAGUAAUGGAACUGAAAACUUGCAUUCAAAUUGUGGAGCAUGACAUGAAAAGCCACCUUGAAGCAUUUCAGCAAAAUUUGAAGUUCUUAAGCAAAAAAGAAGAUGACAACAGAAGAGAACAGGCAGACCUGCUGACUGAACUCCAGUGCUCUCAGGACACUGAAGACUUUCUCAGAAGACAAUUGGAAGAAUCUUCCCAUCGUGUGUAUACUCUGAAAUUAUCUGAAAUCAAACUACAUGAGAAAAUUGACAAGCUUUUGGAUGAAAACAGGGCUUUAAAAGAUCACAGUAAGGUGGAAGUGAAAAAGAGGAAAGAAAAGGACUCAGGACAUCAAAGACUGGAGAAUGAAGAUAGCAGCGUUGAACUGGUCACCAUUGGAACAAAGAGAACAGGUACUCCAGAAGAUAAUCCCCUGUUGUUCAGACUGCUUCUCCCUUGCUCUAAGUUAGCUAACGAUGAGGCAAAUAUGGAAACCACAGAUGAAGAAAACUUGGUUCUCUUGACGGAUCAACCCAUAAAUCUACCAGCAAAGACAUUCCCUGUUUCUGUGGCUGAAGAUUUAAUGAUAAAGAAGCUCCAACUUACUUUGUUUGAACCUGAAAGCUACCAUAUAUCAGCUGUCACCACAGUGAAGGAAGUGAGUCUGGAUUUAAGUGAGGAAAAUACCACUCUUUGCUCUGAUGGUCUCUGCCUUGUUGCAGAGGGAGGAUUUUCUGACAAGACUUUUGCACUUGGUCGUGGAAAUGUGCCUUGCACUGUGACUGAAAUUUUCACAUCAUCUCUAGAGAAAUGCAAUGUGGAAAGACGUUGGGAAAACAAGAAAAUUCUGCCAAAAAGCAUAAGUGAAAAUAAAUGUCCUGAUAAAAUUGUUGAUGAUGGAAAGUAUCACCAAAAAGUCUUUAAAGGGAGAGCUGAAGGAGAAGAAAUACAGAGUGAGGAAGCCCAACCACAACAGGCAGCCUGCCUUCCUGAGGAAAGUUCUGAAUUGUUAAAUAAAACUGAACUGACUAGGCCUGGGAAUCAAGGAAUGGUAGCCAAAACCAAUCUAGAUAGCCCACAAGAAGUCCGAAACUUAUCUGUCCAUUUUAAAGCCGUUAAGAAGCAUUUUGAAAGUAGCCCUAAACUAAAGGAGAAAGAAGGAAACCUCUCAGGAAUUUGCAUUUCUGAUAUGAAUAGGUUAUAUAGUGGAGAAGACAUCGUCAAAAUGGAGGAGAAAGGAGAGCAACCUCAGAACCCAGCUUGCCAAGCAAACUCUUCCAGUAAUAUUGGCCUGAAAGAAAAGAAUUCUGUCCAAACCCUGAAACUCUGUGAAUCAAAUGAGAAGAAUGACUCAAGUCAAAAAAUAGCUGCUGAAAACAUGCAAUAUGCAUGCUCUCCUGGAUUGUUUUGGUCAGAGGAAGAGGGCUAUCUGCUGAACUUAGUGUCUCCUAGACGGGAGAGGGCUGCGUGCUUAACCAAAAUGCUGCUGUCAGGGAGCGCUUCUUAUGAGCGCUUCUGUCAUCUGUCCCCACUGGAAGCUGGUAGUGAACUGGAAAAAGUGUUGGCUGUGUGUUCUCAGAGGAUAUUUCUACUGAUGCAGGAGAAUGAAAAUUACUCCAAAAAAGUCUGUGUGUUACAAGAAGAGAAUGAGAGAUAUGCUCAGAUGAUGUGUGCACUGGAAGAGGAGAUGGAUGCGUAUAUUCAAUACAUUUUAGCAACAGAUGAAGCUAACAUUGUUUCAUUCCAAAACUUACUGAAUGAGAAAGAAGUUGGUGGUGGAUGCUAUAAUAACUUAUCAGAAGAAAACACCACGAGCCCAGGAACACUUGUUGUUGAAACCUUCUCUAAGAACCUUGCAUGUGUUGAAGAGAAAAAUAGGAAUUCUGAGACAGACUCAUUGACAAUUGCAUCAAAUAAACUUCCCAGGAGUGUUGUAUCCCUGAAUGGAAGGAAGAUGAGAUAUUUCCAGCUGCUUUCUGACCUGAAAGAAGAAAGAAAUAGAUGCUUUGAAGAAAUAGCUAAAUUAUUACAAGACAAGGAGAACUAUGUGGCAAAACAUAAUGAAUUAAUACAAGAGAGAGAGGGACAUAUACAAAGAAUAUCUCUGUUAGAAGGUGAAAAAGAAAAUUUAUUGAGAUGUUUGGCAGAGGUCAAGUGUGAACAGGACAAAUACAAGACCUUGGUUUCAGAACUUCAAGAAUGCAAAACCAGCUGUCAUCAAACAAUUUCUGAUUUACAGGAAGAAAAAGGUGCUCUGAAAAGAGAAAUGGCCAGAAUCAAGAAAGAAACUUCAGAACAACUUGAUGAAUCUCAGAAAGCAAAUGCAAACUGUAUCUUAGAAAAUAACAAAUUGAAAGAGCUUAUGUCUUCCUUGGGCUUCAGCUAUGAAGAGCUAGGGAAAGAGAAAUGUUUGGGAACAAAGGGAAAGACAGUAAAACUAAAAGAAGAGAGCCAACAACGUGGUCUUAAUCCAAAGAGCAUUGGAACAGCAUGUAGUGGAACUCAGACUGAGGAAAUUCUCAUUACAGACCCUUCAAGCUAUUUCCCAAGAAAAGAGGGCAGCAUGUCUGAAAGCUGCAGUGUGAUGAAAGAGCAAUUCGAAAAGGUAAAAGAGGAACUGAAAAUACGGGAAAAGGAAUUAGAACAAUCAAAAAAAGAGGCCCAGAAGUGGUACAGAGAACUUGGCUUUGCUGAAACAAGAUAUGAAGAAGUCAAAACUCAUUUGACACAGGCUCUCUCAGAAUUAGACCAUCUUAAACAAGAGGCUGGGAACAAAAAGCUUGGAAAGCAGCGCUCCAAAUUAAUGCCUGUGUACACUGGGAAAGAUGCCCAAGAAAUAGAGGAGAAUGAAAUGGCUAAUAAGAGAUUGCAACAGCAAGUGCUGACCUUGAAAGCCCAGCUCAGGGACCAGGCUGCAUUACAAAAUCAGUUUCAUGACUUGCAGAAUGAAGUGGAACUCCUUCGGGCUCAGCUAUGUGAAAAGGAAAAAGAACUUCAGAAGAGAAAGUCUGAAGCCAAGCUGACACUAGCUCCUCUGAAGGCUAAGCUGGCUUGCCUCACCCAGAAGUGCCAGGAAAGGAACACCUUCAUUAGGAGGAUGCAUGGAGAAUUCCACAGGAGAGGAAUUAUUAACUCUGCUUUUGAUGAAGAGGUGAAAAACUUGGUGAACGAUGUGGCCCUGGCAGAGUACAGUGUUGUUUUUACACCAGUGUGUGAUCAAGGGAUUGGUGUAUUUGCCAUAAUAAACAUUCGGCAUUAA
Molecule: messenger RNA, 4515 nt
Organism: Dryobates pubescens (Downy woodpecker)
Lineage: Eukaryota; Metazoa; Chordata; Aves; Piciformes; Picidae
Gene: C23H4orf50
Product: chromosome 23 C4orf50 homolog
Exons: 11
Coding region: 781-4515 (1244 amino acids)
Source: RefSeq, a predicted model, not a curated record